UGAUUCGUUUUUACUUUUGGGACAAGAUCAACGUAAUGAUAAUGUUUAGCACUCAUCGUAAGUGGUGGAAUGCGCUGAAGCAUUUAGAGAAAUGAUUAUUAUUUUUGAGUAUAGCUUACAAUAAAGCACUGACGUCUGUGUCGGGAAUUCUGGACAUUUGUACAGAAGUGAGGACGUCCGGUUCCUAGUGGUCUUUGAUUAUCAUUGCGUUUGGAAUGUCUCAAGAAACAGCUAUAUUUGCAUGUAGAGAGCCUGAUAAUCUACACCUUGAGGUUGCCAAUGCCCUUCUCGGCCUUUAUACAGACGAUGGAUUUAGAAACUUUUCACUUAAUACAAUACCAUGCUUGAAAUCAAAUGACAUUAUUAGGAAUAUCCCCGAACACUAUGACAACAGGGAACAAAGCCAUAUACCUACCGGCACAUGUGUUAUUCCUGAAAAUGGAGGAAAUGUCAUAACUGACAGUGAGCGUAAUCAUGGGGAAAUGUGUCCCUGGAAUUAUGUUAUAGAUUUUGACGAGAAUAGAUACCCUAAAAGACUGGCAAAAGCCGUGUGUCAGUGCGAGCAUUGUCAUAGGGGAUCGUGUCGCCCUAUACAUUCAUAUAUUCCAAUUUUAAGGAAAGAGUGUGAUUUGUAUUCUGGUCAAUAUGUGUUUAACAAGUAUAUAGAAGAAGUGCCUGUUGGUUGUCGAUGUAUUCGUGCAAGGAGGGCAGUUCAAGGAAACGUGUUCAGACAUCGUUUAUUCAGAAUGAUGGAGUAAAUAAAAGAACUUAAAAUUAGGAAUACAAUUUACGAAUUCGAGAUUACACAUUUAUAGAUUCUAGUCAAUCAUGCCAUGAUGUAUGUAUGUU
Ruditapes philippinarum (Manila clam) is the source of this 849-nucleotide messenger RNA. Its product is annotated as interleukin-17C-like. Bases 216 to 758 code for a protein of 180 amino acids. Gene Ontology annotation, cellular component: extracellular region. The transcript has 2 exons. The record is from RefSeq and is a predicted model, not a curated record. Gene Ontology annotation, molecular function: cytokine activity. Lineage: Eukaryota; Metazoa; Mollusca; Bivalvia; Venerida; Veneridae.